CUUAAAUUAUUGGCUAACACCGCAAGGUCUGCAAAUUCCACGAUUUACACAGUGUUCACCCAAGCUGACGUAUCUGUUAGUGGACAUAAAGUACAAGAAAAACAGAUAACGACGGGCUAUGAUUUAUUAACAACUGAUCCAAACCCUGAAUCAUCACAAGGAAUUAAACGUGACCUUGAUAAUGAGGUGGAUGAAGAGGAGUAUGACGCGAAACGAACAAUUAUUGGUGGCAAAAGUACUAGUUGGAUAGUGAACGGGAUUAACAUCCGUCAAAGACUCACAGAGUAUCAGGAAACAGGUCUUCCAAAAACAAGACCAGAAUAUUAUGACGUAAUAUUGUUCACUGACAAAAAUCAAGAUGGGUUUUUGGGGACACUGGAGGAAAACGUCGUUAUACAGAUGCGUAAGGAAAUAGAGAGAAAGGAUGAUAAAACCGAAGAUAAUAUCGAAAAAAAAAUAAAGUCAUUUCUGAAUAAUAUUAUUACUCGCGACAUAAAGGAAACUAAGAAAAAUCUUAAAUUACAAAAGGACGAUACGUUCGAGGAGGAUUUUGCAAUAUUUUUUGUGAACCACAUGAUCGAGCUUAUUGAAGACGUAAAUGUACUUCUCGAGGAUAUGUCCGAAGGGACAUUCAUUGCAAUGUAUGGGGAAACAUGUCUUAGAGCGAGCGCCGAAGAACAAAAUUCCCAGAAAACAGAUGAUGAGCGACGCUCACCUGGUGAGAAGAUUGAUACAAUUAUCGCAUUGAGAAAUGAUGAUGAAGAAUUCUCUGUCACGGAAGUAAGCGAUCGGCUAAAAAUAAUUAAAAUGUCAAAAACGUUGAUGAAUCGGUUUGCGAGACUUCGUCCAAACUCUGAUAUUAGAACGUUCAUAGUAUAUCAAGUUAUCCUAUACGAAUUUCGACUCAAGUUCUCGGAAAUAUACACCGUAAAAGAAUUAUUGAGAUUUUCAAUCCCGAAAACCUGGAAAGACAUGAGGAAUUCACACGAAGCUAUAAUCGGAUUCUUAAAAUAUGAGCAUCUGUUAUCCGAAAGUUCAAGUACAAUAGAAGAUUUUUUGUGGAUAGAAAAUAAUAGCAACGAAGAGUUUCAGGGAAUGACAACACGAACAGUUUAUACUUCUAAAU
This is a messenger RNA of Dentiscutata heterogama, 1126 nucleotides long. The record is from the annotation of a GenBank genome assembly. NCBI's taxonomy places the organism in Eukaryota, Fungi, Glomeromycota, Glomeromycetes, Diversisporales, Gigasporaceae.